AUGCGCAAUUGGGGUUUAACCGUCGGGCUUCUGGCGCUGGUCUUCGCUUGCUCGGUCGAAAGUUACCAACAAGACUGGUUGGCUGGAGCCCCGGUCGUUUUGAGGAGUAAACGACAACAGUGCAGAUGCGUACGCCUUGAUUAUGCCAAUAACGUGCAGUGCAGCUGCCCGCAAGCUACGGCAACAGCAGCACCAGAUGCGACCAGCCAAAAAGAUGAGCUCGCCACCGAGCUGUCGCAAUCAUACCCAGCAGCAAAGUGUGCCUGCAUACAAAUCGUCUUUGCCGGCACGCCACAAUAUCAAUGCCAUUGUGGGGAGAGCGGUACUGUCACGGUUCCGACCGAAACCCCCGGAAAUGGUCAAUGUCACUGCAUCAUGAUUACCAUCACUGGUCCGGCCUCCGCACAAUAUCAGUGCAGCUGCUUGUCAACCCCAGCAACCCCUGCUGCUGAACCGCCGAUGACUACACAAGCUGCAAUCACUUACCCGCCGCAGACGGCCAUCCCGGAUACCUUACCACCGGCCACGCAACCCAGCACGGCGCUCCCUACUGUUAUUCCAACAUUCAGCACAGAGACCUUGCCGCCUCUAACCUCGACCAUACAGACCACGCAGCCAACUACUACUGCUGCCCCGACCCCUGCCCAAGAUGUAAUCACUACGGCGCCCACAUAUCCUCUCACGACAACAUGUGUUAUGUAUCUGACUGGCGUUCAGUCAUCCCCGUGCACAUGUAUGCCAGAAUACGACCCAUGUGCACCGAAUAUCUGCUGUCUCAAGGCCAAAUUCAGGUCGCUGAAGCACAGCAAAUUGGCCGCCUCGCUGCCAAUCCAUCCCCAACAGCCUUCGCAAGAAGACCAGUCAUCCACCAUCGACGUGUUGAUGAACGUGCUGCAAAAGAUCAAAACCAAAUGGCAGAGCAGC
Messenger RNA from Mesorhabditis spiculigera, 924 nucleotides. The record is from the annotation of a GenBank genome assembly. Lineage: Eukaryota; Metazoa; Nematoda; Chromadorea; Rhabditida; Rhabditidae.